AUGGCUUCAAACAAUUCCCCACUGGCCUCAUGGGAGACUUACGCCCCUUCUUGGGAUAAAGGAAUGGGUGAUGAAGGAAAUGAAUAUUUCCGCUUUCUGGAACUCCCCAUCCUGGAGAAGCUGAUUGGUAAACUAGAAGGAUGCCAUGCUAUAGACCUUGCAACAGGAAAUGGUCUUGUGGCUCGCUGGUUAGCCCAGAAAGGCGCUUCUGUCAUCGCAACCGAUGGUGCAGUCACGAUGAUAGACCGUGCAAAGGCGCGAACGCACAUCUUUCUUGGUGAACACAAGAUAUCUUUCCAGUGUCUCGACGUCACAGACCAAUCGUCUUGGGAUGAAUUUAUGGUGAUUGAUAAUCAACUCAUGAAUGGCGGUUUUGAGGUUAUCACUAUGAAUAUGGCUCUCAUGGACAUUCAGGAUCUGGAGCCAUUGGCAAGAUCUUUGAAGAAAUUGCUCAAGCCCAACGGUUGCUUCGUCGCUACUCUGCUUCAUCCGCUAUUCUUCACAUCUGGGGCAGCUCGGCAGGUAGUAGUCCGGGAGGACCCGGGGACUGGUCAGCGAAUCGUCGACCGCUCUAUUGUUGUAACCAAAUACUUAAAUGUCCCCCCGGCGAGACAAUUGGUGUUGAAAGGGGAAACUGAGUCGCCGUACCUGUUCCACCGACCUUUGAGCCAGCUGUUUGCACCGUUUUUCAAAGCAGGUCUCGCCGUAGAUGCACUUGAGGAGACCAAUUUCGACGAAAGGCUUAGUGAUCCUGUGCGUGAACAUUCGUCGAAAAACUUUACCGAAUUUCCGAAGAUACUUGGCUUCAGGAUGAGGCCCAUGUCUGCGAACUAG
Penicillium antarcticum is the source of this 834-nucleotide messenger RNA. Its product is annotated as class I SAM-dependent methyltransferase. Bases 1 to 834 code for a protein of 277 amino acids. NCBI's taxonomy places the organism in Eukaryota, Fungi, Ascomycota, Eurotiomycetes, Eurotiales, Aspergillaceae. The record is from RefSeq and is a predicted model, not a curated record. The transcript is spliced from 4 exons.